AUGGCGAAUAUAGUGCGUCAAAAGUGGAGAUACCAGGUGACCACGAUUCAAACAGCAGGCAUCCUAGUGACUGCACUUCUUGGCGCUGCUUCUUUCUUUCAGAAUAGGUUUCUCGAGAAAGAAGUUUCUAAGCAUUCCGACGGUCUCGAUACACUCAGAACUAGUCAGAAAGAUCUCAAUACUAAUCAGAAACAACUCGAGACCAAUCAGAAACAACUCGAGACCAAUCAAGAACAGCACACAUCUUCCCUCAAAAUACUACAAACGGAUGUCCGAAAGAUACUCAAAGGAUUCGAGGAGGUCGAUAAGCAGCUGCUUGAAACUCGUCGCAACAUGGAAGAGAUGGAGAAGGCUUAG
Messenger RNA from Exophiala bonariae, 357 nucleotides. RefSeq lists its product as uncharacterized. The transcript has a single exon. Lineage: Eukaryota; Fungi; Ascomycota; Eurotiomycetes; Chaetothyriales; Herpotrichiellaceae. The record is from RefSeq and is a predicted model, not a curated record. Bases 1 to 357 code for a protein of 118 amino acids.